Monascus purpureus is the source of this 1505-nucleotide messenger RNA. The record is from the annotation of a GenBank genome assembly. NCBI's taxonomy places the organism in Eukaryota, Fungi, Ascomycota, Eurotiomycetes, Eurotiales, Aspergillaceae.
UAGACAGUUGCUGUCCUUGAUUACUAUGGAACCACGAAAAUAAAAUCAGUCCCAUACCUACGAAUACUAUAAUCUGACAUAUUUCAUAUUUCUUUUAACUUCGAUAAAGCCAGAAAGAACAAAGCCACCCGCCAUGAUCGAGGACACCGUCUACCGCACCUCUUCCCAAUACCGGUUCUGGUCGUUCACAGAAGAUUCCCUUCGAACCCUACGAGCCAAGACCAAUGCCUCAGCAAGCGAACGUGUACGGACUGCGAUCCAGACAAAACGGCAAUCUGGGUUGUCCUCUACUGGCGACACGCCCGUUUCUACGCCAGGGUCGAAUGUAGCUACAGAUGACGGAAAACUGAAGGCAAAGGAAGAUGAAAUCCAGUGUCUUACGCCAGAAGAGGAGCAGGUACUAGUGCGGUAUUAUUGCGAGCAGACGCUGGAGCUGGGCGAUGUGUAUAAACCGGCUUUACCUACUAUUGUACGGGCAACAGCAAUCCAAUACCUCCACCGUUUCUAUUUGACAAACUCCCCAAUGACCUACCACCCCAAAACCAUCAUGUCCUGCGCGCUCUUCCUUGCCACGAAAACCGAAAACUACUACAUGUCCCUCCGACAAUUCGCAAAGAAUAUCCCAGGCGGCACACCGGAGGAUGUCAUCGCCCCGGAAUUCCUCCUCAUGCAGAGUCUCAGAUUCACAUUCGACGUGCGACACCCAUUCCGCGGCUUAGAGGGCGGAGUCAUGGAACUCAACGCCAUCGCGCAGGGAAUGGGACAACCUGCACCUCAUCUCCCACAUCAAACACCCGAGGAUCUUCGGAAGGACUUAUUAUCCAUCCUCCCACAGCAAGGACAGGCCCAGAGACCGACCUCAAUCACAGACCGCAUCGCCCGAGCACACGGUAAAGCAAGAGAAAUUCUCAAAACAGCCGCCCAAGUGACCGACGUCUACUUCCUCUACACACCCGCCCAGAUCUGGCUAUCUGCCUUCUUCCUCGCUGAUAAGCCCCUAGCAGAAUUCUACCUCAACACAAAACUAGGCCCUGACCAGAAGAACCAAGCAGACCAGUCCCAACAGCAACAACAAAAUUCUCUCUCAGCCUUACGUGGAAAGGUCCUCAAAACAAUCACUCACUGCUCCAAUACUCUCCAAUCAUACAAACCCCUCUCCUCAGAUAUAGAACAAAUGAAGAACCUGAAACGCAUAGCAAAGAAGCUCUACCAUUGCCAGAAUCCGGAAAAGAUCGGUGCCGGCGUCAGUCAAAAGAGGGACGCCAGUGCUGCUGGUUCUGGCGUCUCGGGGGCAGCGGCAGAUAGUGGGAAGGCUGUAUCGGAAUCCGGGCAAACGGAGCCUGUUUCCAAGAAGAGGAGACUUGAAUCUGCAAUGGGAGAUGGAGAUAAUAAAGGGAUCUCAGGACAGGAUUUGGCUAAUAGGGUGAAAGAGGAGUAGGACUGAGGGUUGCUUUCAGUGAGGUGUACUUGCAUAGAUGUGGAUUUAUAGAUCUGUAGAAUAUAUG